AUUGAAACAAAAAUACAAACAUACAUGCAUGUACAAUACAUACACAGACGUGUAUGUAUUUUUAUAUUUUUCAAUUUGAUUAUAAUUAAGAUUAUCUAUGCAAUAGUCAUACAUGGAAUACAUUUAUGUGUUGUAUAUCAAAAUUAUUCUCUCAUUAAAUUACAUUCUGAAUUCUGAAUGUGAGUUUUUUUAUUGUAUUAUAGAAAUGUAAUAAAACAUGUAUGUACUAUGUUUCAUAUAAAUGAAAAACAUUAGAUAAGCAGCGAUUGCAAGUGCUUUUUACAAACAUAUUUUAUGUUAAACAUGAAAACUUAUAUAUUACAUAGCCUUAAGUACUAGUAUUAGUUAAGAUAUUAAUAUUAAGCCAUUGACUUUUUGUUAUUCUUUUUGGGAAAUAUGCGCGUAUCUUUAAUCAGAGUAUGGGUUUAUAAUCGUACAUGAGCUCUUAAUAUACUUUUUCUUAAGAAGUGAUAACAAGCGCUGGAUACAAUGACGCAGUUGUAAAGAAAUCUAUUUGAAAAACAUGGAUAUUUUUAACAUGAUCAAUGUGUCAAUUCAAGUAUCAUCCACAUAUAUGAAUCGCGAUUCAUUUAUCACCGUUGCAAAAAAACGAAGCAAGCGUAAUAUGAACUCGUCGCCUACUCAAUUUCAGUCGUACGAAUGAAGUACUCUUCGCGAGCGUUUCGAACCCAUAUCGGCAAUGACAGUACACAUCAAGUGUCAUACAUAUAUAGUAAUAAAAUAAACUGUCACUAAUUAUCAUCAUGUCAUUUAUGAUAUCGUCUUUAGCAGGAAUAUGCGCUCGAGGAAUAAACAAACAGCUGUUAGCGCACAACGUGCCAAUCUUUAAACAAGUGGUGCGAAAUUUAGAGAUACACGAGCACAUGGCGUACACUUUAUUAAAGAAAGCCGGCAUACCUACUCCACCUUUCGGGGUAGCGAAGACGGCCGAUGAAGUCGUCAAAAUAGUUAAGGAUUUGGAUACUAAGGAUCUCGUACUGAAAGCGCAGAUUUUAGCCGGAGGUAGAGCACUGGGUCAUUUUAAGGAUACUGAUAUCGGUGGCGUUAUAAUGUGCGAAUCACCGGAGCAAGUGAAGGAAUUGGCGAGCAAAAUGAUUGGCAAAGUGCUCAUAACUAAACAAACGGGUGCGGCUGGAAAGAUAUGUAAUUCUGUGAUGGUGACGGCACGCAUGUUUCCACGUAAAGAAUAUUAUAUGGCGGUGAUGCUGGAAACUGCUUUCGAUGGACCCGUAAUAAUUGUUUCCAAACAAGGCGGCGUAAACAUCGAGGAGGUCGCCGCUGCUCAUCCCGAAGCAGUUUCCUAUAUACCGAUUGACAUAAGCAAAGGCUUAACGUGCGAACAAGCGGACUACGCCGCUGAGAAGCUCGGAUUUACGGGACUCAGCAAAGAAAUUGCGUCGAUUGUCGCUUGUAAUCUGUACGAAUUGUUCGUCGAGACGGACGCUUUGCUUCUCGAGGUCAAUCCCUACGCGGAGGAUAUUUGUGGCCAAUAUUAUGCUCUAGAUUGCAAAUGUAAAUUUGACGAUAGCGCCGAUUUCCGACAGAAGGAAUUGUUUGCGAUGAAAGACUGGACUCAGAUGGAUCCGAAGGAAGUCGAAGCGGAAAAACAUAAUUUAAAUUACAUAGCUCUAGAUGGAAAUAUCGGCUGUAUGGUAAACGGCGCUGGUUUAGCUAUGGCCACCAUGGACAUCAUAAAGCUUUUUGGCGGUAUCCCGGCAAAUUUCUUGGACGUCGGAGGUACCGCUACAAUCGAGACCGUGAGGGAGGGUUUCAAAAUAUUAUCUUCUGAUCUGCAUGUGGAAGCUAUUUUAGUAAAUAUCUUUGGUGGCAUAAUGAGAUGCGACAUAAUCGCCCAAGGAAUCAUCGAUGCUUUUAAAGAGUUACAUUUGCAAGUACCUGUAGUUGUACGAUUACAGGGUACUAAUGUUGAUAAAGCUAAACAAUUGAUACUAGAGUCUCAGUUAGAAGUAAUUUCCGUGGAUGGAUUUGCUGAAGCAGCCGAGACAGCGGUCAAGUUAGCAUUGAUUAUGAAUCUGGCGAAGUCUUUGAAUUUAGAUAUUCAUUUCAAUUCUAAAUUAGAUAAAAAAACGAAGAACCCUGAGAAAAGCAAGGAGUAAAACUAUUUUGGAACAGUUUACAAAAUGUUUUAUACUUGUAUAUGUC
Molecule: messenger RNA, 2184 nt
Organism: Cataglyphis hispanica
Lineage: Eukaryota; Metazoa; Arthropoda; Insecta; Hymenoptera; Formicidae
Product: succinate--CoA ligase [ADP-forming] subunit beta, mitochondrial-like
Exons: 8
Coding region: 765-2138 (457 amino acids)
Biological process (GO): tricarboxylic acid cycle; succinyl-CoA metabolic process
Cellular component (GO): mitochondrion; succinate-CoA ligase complex
Molecular function (GO): ATP binding; succinate-CoA ligase (ADP-forming) activity
Source: RefSeq, a predicted model, not a curated record